UAAAAAUUUUGAGUUUGUAUAGUCAUCUCUUACUACCACCAUCUAAUGAACUUUACGGAAUCCGAAACUUUCUCUCUAGGCAGGCUUAGAGACACACUCAUUCGCCUGGAGGACACCAUUAUCUUCGCUCUGAUUGAACGUGCUCAAUUUCAUCUAAAUGAGUCAAUCUAUCACAAAAACGCUCUCCAAUUCAACGGAGCUACCGGAGAUCGUAGCUUCCUCGAGUAUUUCCUUUGGGAGACCGAGAAAGUUCAUGCCAAAGUCCGACGCUACUCAAGUCCUGAUGAAUACGCAUUUACAUCCCCCCUGCCUGACCCCAUCCUGCCACCGCUGCAAUACCCCGAGUUUCUAGCUCCCAACAAGGUUAAUAUUAAUGACAAGAUUAUGGAUGUCUAUGUCCACCACCUCGUCAAUUCCAUCUGUCCGCCAGGAGACGACAGCAACUAUGGUAGUGCCGCCACUAAGGAUAUCGAGUGCUUGCAAGCAUUGAGUCGCCGUAUACAUUACGGCAAAUUCAUUGCUGAAUCAAAGUUCCGUUCCAAUCCUGAAGAAUACACUCGUUUGGCACUUGCUAAUGAUACGAAAGGAAUUGACGAGCUGUUGACUAACAAGGAAGUCGAGAUCAAACUACUUCAGCGUUUGCGUCGGAAGGCUUUGGUGUACGGUCAAACAUUGGAUCAAGAAGAUGCUGGUACUAGCACUCACCUUAAGAUCCCUGUGGAUGCGGUGGUUGACUUGUAUGAACGAUGGGUCAUCCCCUUGACCAAAGUCGUCGAAAUAGAGUAUCUGUUAGAACGUGGUCUUGCAUGGCAUGCCCAACGCCAAGUCCAAAGUGAAAACCAGAAAUAAAACAUUUAUCAUGUACUCCUUUACCCAAAUGACACUC
Messenger RNA from Umbelopsis ramanniana AG, 886 nucleotides. RefSeq lists its product as uncharacterized. Bases 46 to 849 code for a protein of 267 amino acids. The record is from RefSeq and is a predicted model, not a curated record. Gene Ontology annotation, molecular function: chorismate mutase activity. The transcript is spliced from 5 exons. Gene Ontology annotation, biological process: aromatic amino acid biosynthetic process; chorismate metabolic process. Lineage: Eukaryota; Fungi; Mucoromycota; Umbelopsidomycetes; Umbelopsidales; Umbelopsidaceae. Gene Ontology annotation, cellular component: cytoplasm.